Paramecium pentaurelia is the source of this 1021-nucleotide messenger RNA. The record is from the annotation of a GenBank genome assembly. Lineage: Eukaryota; Ciliophora; Oligohymenophorea; Peniculida; Parameciidae.
AUGAAGUUAAGGAAAAUUAAAUUUCAACAAAUAUCAGGAAAAUCUCAAUCUUAUACAUUAAUGGACAAAAAAAAUGUGAAACUGCUCCGAUUACUUAGAGAAAAGAUAAGUAGUGAUUAGUAUUUGAAAGGAUGUGUCAGCACAGGAAGGGGAUGUGUAGAAAAAUUAUGGUCAUGUAAUACUUAGAAUUAAGAUAUUAUAGGUUAUAUAGGGUCAGAUGGAAUUUGUGAAUAUGAGGAGAAGUUAGAAUUUGUGAAAAUGGAUUAUUCAAUUCAGCUGAGGAUUGCUAAAAAUAUAAAAUUGGUUAAGUUGCUAUAGCAAAAUCAUGAGUAACUACUUUGCAAAAUUUUUCAAGUUAUAAGGGAAAUAAAAAUACUUGUUUGUGAUUAAUAGGUUUAGAAGGGAUGUGUAAAGGAAUAGAUGAUAAUUAAUAGUAAACAUGUGGCAGAUGAAUAAUUAUAGAAAAUAUCGAAACUUUGUAAGACCAAUAGAAUGGAAUGGGUGUAUAAUUUGAAAUUAUUUAAUGAAUAUGAUGGAAGCUUCAACGAUGGAAUCUGAUGGAAAAUGCAAAGGUUGCACAGAUGGAAAAUGUUAAAAGAGAACUUGUUAGGAUGCUCCAAGCACUUAUAACACGGAUUAUGAAUGUAAGAAUUUUUAAUCAGGCUGUGUAACAAAUAGUAAUGGAUGUAUAAUUUAAAAAAGUUUUUAAUUAACUCUCACUGCAGAAUUUUAAUGGAAUUAGUGUUGUGUAGACUCUAUAAAAAGUUCUAAUUUUAAUACUCAAUUUAUAUGUGAAAACAAUUCAGCCAUCAAAUACUCAUUUGUAGAUGGAAUACUACUAAUUAUUACUCAAAAUGUUUAUGAAAGAAUAAUACUUAUCAACAUUUAUAGUGCUCUGAUUUAACUGGGAUUAAGUAUGAUUCUGAUUGAACAUGUUUACAAGUAAUGUCAAAUUGUCUCUACAGCACUUAUGAAUGUGUAGACAGAUAGAGCGAUUGUUCGCUAUUCUAUUGAAAUCUGA